Messenger RNA from Hyaloperonospora brassicae, 5700 nucleotides. The record is from the annotation of a GenBank genome assembly. Lineage: Eukaryota; Oomycota; Peronosporomycetes; Peronosporales; Peronosporaceae.
AUGAGUCGACGCAGCAACAGCAGCUCGGACGAUGACGACGACGACGACGCGAUUGGCGAGCGGCAGAGCGCGCGUAGCAGCCACAGCAACCGAAGCAGCAGAGAGCGCAGCGGCAGUAGUGGCAGCAGUAGCGGGGGCGCGUGUGCCCGUCAGUUCGUGGCGCUCCACUCGCGUGUUGGCAAGCGGUACCAGGCCGUGAUCCCGGAGCUGCUCACGGACACGACGGAGCGUUUGUACAAGAAGAAGCAGGAGAUGCAGCAGCCUAGACCGAGGUACUGUCGUGGCCGAGCACAAGAGUUGGGGAUCGAGCUAGACAAGUACCUUCAGUUGGCGCGGUCGCUGCGAGAAGGUGCGACGUUUGAUACGCAGGAACACAUGACGACACUAGCUCUCGAGCACUUGCAUCGCUUUAAUUACAAUACCACGGACGCUGCGUGCUCCCUGUAUGCACGACAUAGUAUUGAAGUGCCGCCAUCGGCGGUGACAGGGAGUCCAAUGACGAGUAAAUCGGUGGCAGUAGAAGGUGCCAGGCAAUGGCUGUUGGCGUUCUAUCGCUGCAUGAAAGAGACGGUGAUUGAUGGCAGAGUGUUCGAAAAUAUGCGGCAAUUACACGAAGACGCAGAGACGAGCGCUGAAAAGAGUGUAAUACCAGCAACAGAGGCUGGGGUACUAGCACGUCUUGUGACGCGUAUUUUGCAGUGGACCAGACAAUGUGAGGCCGUGAGAAACGAGAAGGUCGAUUGCGCACGGCUGCGGAAGCUACUGCACGAAGCAGAAGAUAUGCAGGUUGUACUGCCAGCAAAAGAAGCGAUCGUAUUCCGACUUCGGGCGUUUGAGACGGCGCUUGCGCGGUUGAAAGAAGCGCUGGGACAAACGCGUAGUAGCAAACGACACCAGAGCAAGAAGGUGGCACUGAAAGAGUUGGAAGAGCUAUUUGAAGCGGUGAUGGUGCCACGUGUGGUUUUUACAGAAGAAGAUCAGUUUCGAAAUGUGGUAGACGAGGCAAAGGAGCUGAAGUCUGUGAUGGACAACAUGUUGGCAGAAGGCAGAGUAAGCCUUCCUGUUGUGCGUGAUGUGCUGGCAAAGAUUGAGUUCAUACCAGUGAAUUUUGAGGAAGAGGUGGAGCAGUUUCAGACCAAGAUGCUGAAUGCGCAGUCGUGGCUCGCAAAGGCUCGUAAGUGCAUGCCGAAUCGUCGAGCGACGCGUCGAGCAGGCAGCACCGACACUAACAAAAUGGACGUGAAAGCAAUACGUGCGCUCGUCGAUGAUGCGCCGUGUGAAAGUAGUACUGAAAUGUUUGAAAUGCAAGAUUUAUUGGCGUGUGCGGACGAGUGGGCCGUCAAGGUGAAGAAAGCAAUUGAUGAGGGCGCCGAUGUUACGCUCGAUGGUCUGAAAGAGAUCUUGGACGAGGCCAAGGAUAUUCCUGUGAUUAUGGACGAGCAGAAGUAUUUGGAGGCUGAAAUUGCUGCACGUGAAUGGUGUACAGCCGCGGCAGCGAAGCUGGCUUCUCGUAAAUCGAUCGAAGAAAUUGAAGAUCUGAGAGCACAGGCAAAUGCGAUACGGGAACGCAUUUAUCCCAAGAAGCAGUCACGCUGGAAGCCACAAAUAGAACGCGAGAUCCACGCUGCAAUGGACCAAGCACGCAAAUGGAUCAAUGAGCUCCGAGAUAACCUCGGUGUUGCGGCCUUUGACAAGUUAUUUGCCUCGCUGUCGUCGUACGUACCAUGUUCAGUUUCCUCCAGGUCUUCAUCUCAUUUGUCAGCGUCAAAUGGCGAUAAAACAAAUAAGAAAUCCAUGGAUAUGAUUGGCAAGCUGGUCGAAAAGUCGCAAGCGCUUGCGGUCGACGUGUCGUCAUACACCACGCCACUUAACGACUUGCUUUUGAAAGGCGUUGAAGCGCAGGCAGAAGCGAGCGCUAUUCUGAUGAGUAUUGGCUGCUUACCGGGGACGAACCCUACAGAUACAUCAGAUGAGACGAAGAGAAAGGCAACUAAGUCGAUGCCUCGAGAACUGGGUGAUUUGGCGCACGCAUCGUCGUUACUGGAGCGAAUAUACGCCUUCCCAUUCACCUUCGACGAGGGACAGAGCCUCGCCAGCAUCAUCGAAGGUGAGAAAGGUUGGGCGGCGCGCGUUCGUGAAUGCAUUCCUCCGCGGCAAUCACGGAAAAAGGGUUUGGCCAAUGAUUCUUUCUCGACAGAACAACUACACGAGUUGUUGGAUGAGUCCAAAAGGUUGCACUUUCUGUUUCGUGACGAACUGCGCAUCCUGUCGAAGGAGCUCAACGAUUUGACCUCAUGGCGAACAAAGGCACACGAUGUCAUAAAUGGUGAAACUAGCGCGUCGAUUGGCGAGGUGGUCGAUCGUCUUCGAUCCAUUGAUCUUCUCGUGUACGGGAAGCUGCAACAGGCUAAACAAAAACUUCAUAUUGGCGAUACGGUCGGUGUUGAUGUAAGUCAGAAGAACAACAAGCUUACUGGCAUCGAAGAAUCGUUGGCUUGGCCAAAGGAAGAAAUGGGCGCUGUUAAAAGCGAAGUACGCAGCGAGAAAAUCAAUGGAUGUGCGAUGGACGUUGAUGCAGAGGGCCCGGCCGACCAUGGAUUAGUGGUAAGUAGCACGGAGAGGCGUCUUGGACUUGACAACUGCGAGGGUGACUGCAGUGAUAAUGGCGGUAAGGCAGCAGUGGUGUCUGGUUUAAGUAUUCCUAGCUCUGCUAGUAUCGUCGGCACGAACAUGCGGGCAGUGGAGAUACAUGUCGAUGAGAUUAUGACGCGUGUUAGAAUGGAAAGUGGCUGCAUGCGAAAGUCAGCUUCCAAGGAUGAGGAAGACGAUGCUAAUGCUAUCGACGUGAGGACAUCAUGGACGGCCGAAAAUGGACAAGAUUUGUUAGAAUCAGUUUUGGCAAUGGCAGAGGAAAGCUUUGUGGCUGUUGAUAGUUUGGAGUUGAAAGAAGCCGAAGCACGGCAAACGGUCGAGGAGCUGGUGCUGGCUGGAGAGAUGGGCGAUAUUACAGAGGACAUCACGAAUAAAUCUGUACGAGUAUUGAACGGGUGGAAGCAACAGCUCGCGCAUGUACAAAAGGAAAGCGAUAUUCUUAGCGUCGAAGCUCCGGAGCAGCAUGCCCUGAGCCUUAUCGUAUCGCUGCUUGACUGGUUGCAAGGAUCGCGGUCGCUUUUUUAUGACGAGAUUCUUCCUCUCCAAGACUUGGUCGAGAAGGGCAACAGGAUUGCCGAAGACGUGAAGAAGUUUACGUCUCGUGGUAUAAUUGGGCCAAAGACACUGGAAACUAUGGAACGAAUGCUUUGGCCACUGCCGCACUUGAGAGCUCACGAAAAUGUGGUGCUCGAGUGGACCGAGCGCGUCCGCAAAUGUGUGGCAGAAAAGCACGCACAGAUAAGUGAGCUACAGGCGCUGCUUGAUAGCGGAAGUGGGCUUCUGCUAGAGCAGGGUACCUUUAAGAUUGUGAUGGACGAAGCCAAGAAAGCCAGAAUUUGGUUAUCGAAGCUGAAGAAACGUUUGCGAGCCCUGGCUACAAAAGGAGCUAGGCGACUGAGCAUGAGUGCAGCGCGGUCUCUUGUAGAGGAAGGUGAAGACAUUGCGAUCGACAUGCCUGUGUUUGACUUUCUUAAAGAGCACCUGGAGAUUGCAAAUGACUGGGAGCAGCGCGUGCUAGGGUCUGGAAUCGAGACGGGCCAAGCGCGAGUUGCGACUUUGCUUGCGUUGCUCAAUGAGUACGAGUGCGCUCGACUAGUGAUUGAUCUCGACAUGCAUCGAGACGUUCUGAAGUCCGCCACUGAGCGAUUUUGCAUCUGCCGGCAACCUUUCGAUGGAUUGAUGAUUGGAUGCGAUCACUGCGAUGACUGGUUCCACGACAGUUGUAUCGGUAUGUCCAAGGAGAAGGCCGAAAAGGUAGAGCACUACACUUGCCCAUCGUGCACUGUUCUACAGGAACUAGCAGCAACGCUGCAGCAAGCAACGGUUACGGUACGACAAGGCACUUUGUGGGACAUGCAUGAGUAUGCCAAGGCGUUUGAAAAGCAUCAGGCCAGUGCGUUAAGAAAGGUCAAGCGCGAAGAAAAGACCGUCGAACGAACGGAGAUGCUGUUGUAUAGCUGUAAUAACCAAAUGAAUGAGCUGUGGACACGAAUCGAUGACAUCGAGCGUGCGAAGGCCUGCUUGGCGAUGAAUGCUGCUACAAGCAACGGUGCUUUUGCAGCGCAAUAUCCGUCGAAGCAGUCAUCCCAGCUCGAACCGUCUACUACAGCACAAGUGUCAGCAGCAGCGCCAGCAUCCACCGUUGUCAUGGCGAAUGCGGUGGCUGCAAACGCAAUUGCGAGUGCAAAGGUCCCAACGAUCGCUACGAAUGCAAACGCGGGUUCACCGGCUGCUUCUGCAGCACCUGCCGCUACUACUGCUUCUAGUAAGAGCAGCACAGCGGUAUCGGCCACUGCAGGUAUAAACGUCGCAGUCUUGAAUCGCCAGCAGUAUCCCAGUAUCCUGAUUCCGCCCAUACGUGCUGUGGGUAACGUACUUAAAAGCGUGUCCAAGCCAGAGGAUGUUGCCAAGCUGGUUGCAACGAUUGGUGUGGUAGGUUCAACCGCUGCACCUACUUUAACUGGGGCAACAGUAUCAAAGAGUUGCUUAAAUGCUGUGAAGACUGGUGGUGUGGAGCAGCAAUUGGCAAAGAUGAAGAAAGAGCACAUUGAGGCGAGCAAGCAAGUGCUGGAGCUUCAGAGUUCCUUGCGUCUGAGCCGCGAGCGACUAUCAAACGCGCAGAAAGCACUCCGGGAGAUUUCAGAUGUCUUUCACGCUCGCCAUCGUAUGCUAUCUCAUGCACAAGCGUGGGUUCAGCAAGCUGGGCUAUUGCUUAAUACGACAGCGUUAAUAUCGCGUGCUAACGUUGUUUUCGCAAAGUUUAUUCCUCGAGAGUACGAGUCCGCACUCAAGGCAAUGACGUGCGCUUCGUUCGAUCCGGCCACUAGUUCUACAUCAGAGUCUGUACCCAUGAGCAUCGACAAAUUGUUUCCGGGUGUGGACAUCUUUGCUCGUUUGCUACGCGCGGUGCCGUGGAGUCUAGUCGUGGUGUCCCGGUUACAGCAACGACCGUCACGUGACGAGAUUAGUGAUGCCAUCUCGUACGCAACUGAGUAUGGACUUUGGGAGGACAAGACAAUUUUGAUGGUGCUUCGUAGCUUGAUUGGACGCGUGGAUGCGUGGGUAUCGCGUGCCCACAAAUGCAUGAUGAAAACUGGAACCAAAACGCAGCAAUUGUCCCGACUGAACGUGCUAAUGAACGAGUAUUCGAAGCUCCCGCUGACGAAUUCGAAAGCAGCAGGACCCUUGGAUAUCUACGUAAAGAUGUUAUCAGGUGUGGGAGUAAAGAGCGACCUCAAAAGUGAGAACGGCGCGCUCACUCUCGAAGCAGCAGAAGCUGCCGCUAUAACAGCUCUGGAUGACGCGAUGUGUGGCCUUUCUUCGUCGCUGGCUGCAUCUGGUGUAGGUCCCGUGAGCUGUAGCACAAAAAAACAAGCGUCACGAAAGCGUAAGGUGUACGCACGGAAAGAAAAAGCUGCAACUUGCCCGUCGAAAAAAGUCAAGGAUUCACAAGACGGAUCCGAUGACACGAAUGUGGUAAUGUCAUCAACCAAUUCUGUCACCGCAGUCGGGAUCUCAGACGCGGCGUCGACGGCCAAAGCAGUUUGA